AUGUUACAAUGCGCGCGAGUUGUACGUGCUGCCGGUAAAGUAUUGUAUCCCACCUCAUCGACGAUAGCCCGGGACUUUUAUGACUGCUGUCGACACGUAUUUGAAAUUAAACUUCAUGAGGAGACAUUUAUUGGUGAGCGUUCUUCGCAGGUACGUGGUCUUUUUCUCUCAAUGGCACGUCAAACGUCGCUUCCCUCGAACCAGCCAAUUGCUACGAUUCCCCUCGCAACACUCUACACAGAAACUAACAUCCAUGAAAAGCUGAAUACUCUUCAACACCUAAGAACUGACCACGUACGCGAUGCAAUCGCAGACGAGGAGUUUAAACUCAUGGCACCGCAACUCUAUAUUGGAAUGCAGAUUGCUGCCAUCACGGCGGCCCUUCCCGACAUCAGUAAAGUCGGGGACGCCGAGGAAUACGCGCAAAUCACUGAGAUCCUGAGUAGCGGCGCCAACCCAUGGGCCCGCAUCUACGAUGACGAGGACUUCAGCGAUAAGUUUGUAUUUGGUAUGUACGGUAUGACCCUGGACAGCUGGCAGCGAAAUAGCUACGACGAGAUGAUCGACAAGUUCAACCGCUCCACCACUUUGGUGCAUGAUAAGUUCAAACUGCCUUUUAAAAUUCACCACUUUCGCCGUAUGGCGCGUCUGGUGAUUGCACGGCUGGAACACAUGCCUCCAUUUGACUAUUAUAAUCACAGCUUCCGGGUGCGGCAGUGGCGGCGUAAUUGUCGACGCCUUUUUCGACUAAAAGAGCCGUCCGAACUGACGUUGAUCCCGCUGCUCGAUUUGGUGAACCAUAGCAAUCGACCAAACUGCGCGAUCCGCGUCGGCCCUUCGGCCCUGCUCGGCGGCGAUCCCGCAAUCACGCUUUUUUCGCUCACCACCAUCGCCCCUGGGGAGGAGCUCUGUCGGCACUACAAUUUCGCUCUCAACCGCGCUAGCGCCUUAUUUCGAUAUGGCUUUCUGCCCUUUGAUUUGAUUGCCAUCAUCGAACAUAAUUCGAUAGAGGAGCACUUCGUGCGGAAUCGGAUGGAGAUGGAUCCAAUCGCGGACGGUGAAAUUGCCAGGUUAGAGGCUGAAAAUCGGGAGGUUGAGAGACUGGAGAAAAUAUUCCAAGAGGCAAAGCGAAACCACUGA
Molecule: messenger RNA, 1140 nt
Organism: Phytomonas sp. Hart1
Lineage: Eukaryota; Euglenozoa; Kinetoplastea; Trypanosomatida; Trypanosomatidae
Source: the annotation of a GenBank genome assembly